AAUACAUCUUCACCUGUCAUGAUGUCCAUGAGGAGCCCUGGCUCUGCCCAGCUGGCCCUGGAUGGCGUUGGCACCAUGGUGAACUGCACUGUCAAGUCAGAAGGGAAGAGGGAGCUCUGCCACGAGGCCCUCCAGGCCUCAGCCGCUGCCGCUGAACCCCAGCUGGGAGACCCAGCCCGGGCUCCCCAGGAUGGUGCUGACUCCCAAGCUCCAGCCCAGGACUGCAGCUCCCCGGAGAGCGUUGGGUGUCUGGAACCCAAGAGACCGGGAGGUUCUGAGGCUGCUUCUGGAAGCCAGGAGAAGCUGGACUUCAACCAAAAUUUAAAAGAAGUCGUGCCAGCCAUCGAGAAGCUGCUGUCCAGUGACUGGAAGGAGAGGUUUCUGGGAAGGAGCUCUGUGGAAACCAAAGAUGUGAAAGGGACCCAGGAGAGCCUGGCAGAGAAAGAGCUCCAGCUCCUGGUCAUGAUCCACCAGCUGUCUACCCUGAGGGACCAGCUCCUGACGGCCCAUUCAGAGCAGAAGAACAUGGCUGCCAUGCUGUUCGAGAAGCAGCAGCAGCAGAUGGAGCUGGCCCGGCAGCAGCAGGAGCAGAUCGCCAAGCAGCAGCAGCAACUGAUUCAGCAACAACAUAAGAUCAACCUCCUCCAGCAACAGAUCCAGCAGGUCAACAUGCCUUACGUCAUGAUCCCGGCCUUCCCCCCAAGUCACCAACCUCUACCUGUCACCCCCGAUUCCCAGCUGGCCUUGCCCAUACAGCCCAUCCCCUGCAAACCAGCGGAGUACCCCCUGCAGUUGCUACACAGCCCCCCCGCCCCGGUGGUGAAGAGGCCCGGGGCCGUGGCUGCCCAUCACCCCCUGCAGGAGCCCUCCCAGCCCCUGAACCUCACAGCCAAGCCCAAGGCCCCCGAGCUGCCCAAUGCUUCCAGCUCCCCCAGCCUGAAGAUGAACUGUGGACCCCGCCCCCCCAGCCAUGGGGCCCCCACACGGGACCUACAGUCCAGCCCGCCCAGUCUGCCAUUGGGCUUCCUUGGUGAAGGGGACGCUGUCACCAAAGCCAUUCAGGAUGCUCGACAGCUGCUGCAUGGCCACAGUGGGACCUUAGAGAGCUCCCCCAAUGCCCCCUUCCGCAAGGACCUCAUCAGCCUGGACACGUCCCCGGCUAAGGAGCGGCUGGAGGAGAGUUGUGUGCACCCCCUCGAAGAAGCCAUGUUGGGCUGCGACAUGGAUGGCUCCCGCCACUUUCCUGAGUCCCGGAACAGCAGCCACAUCAAGAGGCCCAUGAAUGCCUUCAUGGUGUGGGCCAAAGAUGAGCGAAGGAAGAUCCUCCAAGCCUUCCCGGACAUGCACAACUCCAGCAUCAGCAAGAUCCUUGGCUCCCGCUGGAAGUCCAUGAGCAACCAGGAGAAGCAGCCCUACUACGAGGAGCAGGCGAGGCUGAGCCGGCAGCACCUGGAAAAGUACCCGGACUAUAAGUACAAGCCUCGGCCCAAGCGCACCUGCAUCGUGGAGGGCAAGCGGCUGCGGGUGGGCGAAUACAAAGCCCUGAUGAGGACCCGGCGCCAGGACGCCCGCCAGAGCUACGUGACCCCCCCCCAGGCCGGCCAGCUGCAGAUGAGCUCCUCCGAUGUCCUGUACCCUCGGGUGGCAGGCGUGCCCCUGGCUCAACCCCUGGUGGAGCACUAUGUGCCCCGGAGCCUGGACCCCAACAUGCCUGUCAUCGUCAACACUUGCAGCCUCAGGGAGGAGGGUGAGGCCGCAGAAGACAGGCACUCGGUGGCUGACGGCGAGAUGUACCGGUACAGUGAGGACGAGGACUCGGAGGGCGAGGGGAAGAGCGACGGGGAGCUGGUGGUGCUUACAGACUGAUCCCGGCCCCAAGCCGAUGGGCACAGCCAGCCGGCCUGGACUACGUCGGUACUUGGACAUGCCCGGGAGACGGGCACAGCUGUGCACGUGUAGAUAGCCUCCUGAGGGGAGAUGCCCCACCACCUCCCCUGUGGCCGCACCCGAGGAGCUGCUGGCCGAGGGGGGCAGGACCUGUAGAGUGGCGAUGGGCCGAGCGCCGUGGCCCUUGGGGCUCGUGGCCAGCGGACACUGUGUGACCCUCCCUUCCUGCAGGUCUAUCACCCC
Messenger RNA from Prionailurus viverrinus (fishing cat), 2130 nucleotides. It is a transcript of the gene SOX13, whose product is annotated as SRY-box transcription factor 13. Lineage: Eukaryota; Metazoa; Chordata; Mammalia; Carnivora; Felidae. Gene Ontology annotation, molecular function: DNA-binding transcription factor activity, RNA polymerase II-specific; RNA polymerase II cis-regulatory region sequence-specific DNA binding. Gene Ontology annotation, cellular component: nucleus. The transcript has 14 exons. Gene Ontology annotation, biological process: cell fate commitment; regulation of transcription by RNA polymerase II. The coding region runs from base 19 to 1866 and encodes 615 amino acids. The record is from RefSeq and is a predicted model, not a curated record.